Molecule: messenger RNA, 2460 nt
Organism: Ostrea edulis (European flat oyster)
Lineage: Eukaryota; Metazoa; Mollusca; Bivalvia; Ostreida; Ostreidae
Exons: 2
Coding region: 157-810 (217 amino acids)
Source: RefSeq, a predicted model, not a curated record
UUAUAUGCGGGUGUUUUAUAGGUAGUCGGGUUCGAAUAUCAUUUGUAUUGGUCACGUGGUGAAGGCAUAUAAAUAGGCGAACAUGUGUUUGUGCGGCAUUCUAAGCACGCUCGCUAGUUCUACGUACAGGUAAAUUUUACACACUACAAAAACUUUAUGGCUGAAAGUGACCAUUGCAUGGAAACUCCGGGAGAAGAAUUUGGUUUAUUUAAUGAAGAGGCCGUUUCUUUAUUCAGUUCUUCACUGAACAAAGCUUUAGAAAGGCAGAGCAAUGUUAUUGUGAGCACUAUAACGGGCCUUACAGAAAAGUUGACAAAAAGCAACGCGGGGAAAAACGUGCCGCACGUGGAGGAACCAACAGUUUCAGUUAACGGGUCACCAGGAUUCGAAUUCAAACACGAGGGACACAAGAUUCAGUUUAACUUUAAUCAAGCAAGAUAUUCCAAGUUGUCAGAGCUAGGAAAGUUGAUUCAGGAGUGUGAUUUUCAGAAAGCAGCAGACAUCGUAAAAGAGGAACAAGCAGCAAUACUUCAAAGAAACAAGAUUUUAAAGAUUGCAGACCGGCACGGAUGGGAUACCGUGAGUGAAUACCUUGUCGACCCCUUAGCGGACGACACCGAAGAUGCUACUAAGCUUCGUUACGCUGUUAGUCGUGCUGCUAGGAAACGCUCCUAUCGAAGCAAGCCCUACGACAAACGGAGAGGCAAUUUCGCGCCAAAUGACUUUUUUCCUGGAUCAGAUAUAAACAGUAUUUUUGCGGCAUAUAAGUUUGCUAGUAAUGUUCUAGUGCUGAGAGUUGAUUUUAGAUAGAUCAUAUGGAUGAUCAACAAGGUUCCAUGAACCACAUGGCAUAUCUUGCAUGGCACCAUGUGCAUAAUGAAUUCUAGAGCAGUAUUUUGAGCACCAUGUGCAUAUACCUUAUGAGCUACAUAUGAAAUUGUAAACAAAGCACCAUGUGCGUUUUCUUGUGUAUACUAAGAGAAUUUCGAAUUGAAACGAAGUGGGAUUUUGUGAGCUAAAUAUGAAUUAGAGAUAAGGCACCAUGUGCGUUUUCAGAAAAUCAAAUGUAAUUGAAUGGGGCAUGCAUGAACUAUAUCUCAAGUCUCAAGGUGGAAAGUUGUGGGACAACUUUGCAGUAGAGACAAAGAUAACCUCCACCCGUGUUGAUUUGUCGAGUACUUACGCACUUGCAGAUAUGUAAAGCUUUUGGUACAAUAAUUAUUCCAAAAUGGAAAUCUUCAAUGUUUUGGCCUCUGAUUUGGAAUGCAAAGCAAAACAAUUUUCAUUAUUUUGUAAAAGGAUUUAUUGAGUAUAAUAAUCCAAAAAUUUUUUUCAAAGCUGGAUCAGAUAUAAACAGUAUUUUUGCGGCAUAUAAGUUUGCUAGUAAUGUUCUAGUGCUGAGAGUUGAUUUUAGAUAGAUCAUAUGGAUGAUCAACAAGGUUCCAUGAACCACAUGGCAUAUCUUGCAUGGCACCAUGUGCAUAAUGAAUUCUAGAGCAGUAUUUUGAGCACCAUGUGCAUAUACCUUAUGAGCUACAUAUGAAAUUGUAAACAAAGCACCAUGUGCGUUUUCUUGUGUAUACUAAGAGAAUUUUGAAUUGAAACGAAGUGGGAUUUUGUGAGCUAAAUAUGAAUUAGAGAUAAGGCACCAUGUGCGUUUUCAGAAAAUCAAAUGUAAUUGAAUGGGGCAUGCAUGAACUAUAUCUCAAGUCUCAAGGUGGAAAGUUGUGGGACAACUUUGCAUUGAUAAAAUUUGUCUUUUUUAUAGCUUCAAGCGGCGUAAGUGACAGGUUGUUAAAAAUUCAUGGUCGAUGGAAAUCGGAUUUUUCAAGGGACAACUACAUUAAAGAUUGUGUGCAAAAGCAACUUCAUGUUACCAAAGAUUUGAACAUAUGAAAGGUUUAUAUAUUGUUCACUUUUGUUUAUAUAAUUAAUAACAAAUGCGUUACUUCCGCCAUUAGAUUUUUCUCUCUUUGUUUUUCUAAGUGCUAGCGAGCUGCCAUCCUACUUAUACUAUAUAGUUUCUUGUUUUUUGGUAAUUAGCAUCUAAUUAAUUUAUAUUCGGACGAACAAAGUGAGGGAGAAUAUAAUUAUAAUUAUAUGCGGGUGUUUUAUAGGUAGUCGGGUUCGAAUAUCAUUUGUAUUGGUCACGUGGUGAAGGCAUAUAAAUAGGCGAACAUGUGUUUGUGCGGCAUUCUAAGCACGCUCGCUAGUUCUACGUACAGGUAAAUUUUACAAUAUUUCUAUGGCGGAUAGUAACCAUUUAUCAGAUGACAUUAAUCUGUGUAUAUAUUGAUGUGUAUUAACAUGAGUAGUUUUGUUUGCGAUAUAUUUCUUAAGGACAUUAUGAGUGAUGAAUAAAGUGCUAGCGAGCUGCCAUCCUACUUAUACUAUAUAGUUUCUUGUUUUUUGGUAAUUAGCAUCUAAUUAAUUUAUAUUCGGACGAACAAAGUGAGGGAG